Messenger RNA from Culex quinquefasciatus (southern house mosquito), 613 nucleotides. RefSeq lists its product as uncharacterized. Bases 199 to 534 code for a protein of 111 amino acids. The record is from RefSeq and is a predicted model, not a curated record. The transcript is spliced from 3 exons. Lineage: Eukaryota; Metazoa; Arthropoda; Insecta; Diptera; Culicidae.
GUCGGCGAAGGAGACGGAUUGGUCGAGAUGGAUCACAAACGGUCCUAGACGUCAACUGACAGCGCAAAGGGGAGAAGAAAAAGAGACGGAUUGCAUUUCGCACCCUUUUAUGGCACCUGGUGUUUAGAGCAGCGGCAGAAGUGGUACGAUUGUGGCGGGGAUUACGCCGUUGGUCAUUCCUACGACGAAGUACGCUUCAUGGACCGUGGAGAACACCGCUACCGUACACCCAGGACGGACAAUCUCCGGAGGAAGAAUACGACAACGACGGCGCAGCGGAAGGGUGACUACGUGCCAAGCGAAUCGCGCCGGCUGCCGGUGCACGCCCUCACCAAGGAGCACUACACCGAGAACAAGCGGAACAUCUUUAGAUUCCUCAAAGAAAAACGCAAACGCCAGGCCAAGGAUGCCGUGAUGUUCUGGAUGACCUUUCCGGCGCGGAAUCCCUGGAUGAAGUUGAGUUUGAUUCGUACCUGGAUCGGCUGUGCGUGCCGGGAAGAAGCGGAAGAAAACGCCACCGAUUUGGGCAACUAGAGUGACUUUAUGAACGAGUCGGCGAAUGCAAAGACGAGGCCGAUCGUAAGCUAGACAUGGGAUUCGAGAGCCACCAGAA